AUGGCCGCGGCCACGGGCAACCCACGCCGUACGAAGGACGCAUGGGAGUCGCACAUUGCCGGCGAUUUCGCAUUUCACUUCCUCUUGACGAACCAGCUCCUGCCCCUCCUCAAAGCCACGGCCCGUCUACCGGGGGCAGACGUCCGCAUCGUCGGCCUCACCUCCGGCGCCGCAUCCAGCUUCCUACCCGCGGGCUACAAGCCCAACUUCACGUCCCGCGACGUCCUCGCCAACCCGGCCCCGUACUACCCCUGGGCCUGGCGCUGGUUCACGAGCAGGGUCUUCGUCCUCGACAUGAUCCUCUACUCCAUCGGCAAGAUUGCCGGCACGGGCUUCAUCCGGGCACUGCAGCGUCGGCUCGACGAGGAAGGGGUCCCGGUGCUCUGCACAUCGAUCCAUCCUGGCGAGGUGCGUACCGAUAAGACGGUUGGGUCGAUGGUGCCGUGGCUUGCGUCGCUUGUGGACGGCAACUUCUUGUCGUUGGAGGAGGGGUCUGGGCAUACUAUUUUCGCGGCAGCGGCGCCGCAGUUGAGAGAGGAGGAGGCAAAGUACAAGGGGCAGUAUCUUAUGCCGCUUGGCAAGGUUGCGAAGCUGCAUCCACUUGUUGAGAAUGAUGAGGAGAUUCAGGGGCUGUGGCAGAACUCUGAGGCGGCUAUCAACAAGGUAUUGGCGGAGCAGGGACUGCAGGAGAUGUUGCCUUGGUAG
Verticillium alfalfae VaMs.102 is the source of this 705-nucleotide messenger RNA. RefSeq lists its product with no specific name. Bases 1 to 705 code for a protein of 234 amino acids. The transcript is spliced from 2 exons. The record is from RefSeq and is a predicted model, not a curated record. NCBI's taxonomy places the organism in Eukaryota, Fungi, Ascomycota, Sordariomycetes, Glomerellales, Plectosphaerellaceae.